Molecule: messenger RNA, 2182 nt
Organism: Medicago truncatula (barrel medic)
Lineage: Eukaryota; Viridiplantae; Streptophyta; Magnoliopsida; Fabales; Fabaceae
Product: alkane hydroxylase MAH1
Exons: 1
Coding region: 304-1866 (520 amino acids)
Molecular function (GO): iron ion binding; heme binding; oxidoreductase activity, acting on paired donors, with incorporation or reduction of molecular oxygen
Source: RefSeq, a predicted model, not a curated record
CAAAAUAUUGGUGAGUAAGUAUUAAUGCCCUCUACGAAAUACAUUAUCUAUAUAACUUGUUCAUAGGUCAUACAUCCAAAAAUCAAAAUUUUGUGAUCCCGUAAAAUAUCAAAAUAUUGGUGAGUAAGUAUUAAUGCUCUCUACGAAAUACAUUAUCUAUAAAACUUUUUCAUAGGUCAUACAUCCAAAAAUCAAAAUCUCGUGGUCCUGUCAAAUUUUGGUGAGUAUUAAUGCCCUCCUUCUUCUUCCUUUUCUUCUUCUUCUUCUUCUUCUUCUCACUCAAAGAGACAAAAAUUGAAUAGCAUGCACUUUUGUCCAAGUACAAUGACCUUGUUUAAGUAUAUUGCACCAUUUGUAGCCAUUCUUUUCAUAAUAUUCUACAAUAUAUGGAGACGAAACAAAAAUGAACUUGUACCAAAUUGGCCAAUAAUUGGUAUGCUACCAUCAAUUUUACAAAAUAUAUCCAAUAUUCAUGAUUUUGUUACCUUAGGUUCCAAACAUUAUGGAGGUACUUUUCAUUUUAAAGGACCUUGGUUCACAAACAUUGCCAACUUUACCCUCACAUGUGAUCCCAUGAAUGUGCAUCACAUUACCAGCAAAAAUUUCAGCAAUUAUGGGAAAGGAUCUGAUUUCCCUGAAAUUUGUGACGUUCUUGGUGUUAGUAUUGUAAAUCUGGAUUCCAAUGAAUGGAAGCAAGAAAGGACUAUUCUUCAUUCAUUGCUUAAAGCAAAAACUUUUGAGACAUCCCUUCGACAAAACAUUCAAAAGAAACUAGAAAGUUGUCUAUUACCAUUUCUUGAUCAUGCAUCAAAAGGUGUACACGUACUUGAUUUACAAGAUAUUAUUGAGAGGUUCACCUUUGAUAUUACUUGUAAUUUUUUAUUUGGAUUUGAUCCUAAUUGUCUUCCUUACAAGUUCAAUGAGCUUCGAGAAAUUGCUUAUGUAAAAGCUAUUUCUGUGAUUGAGGAUACAUUAUUGCAUAGGCACUCUGUUCCAAAAUGUGUUUGGAAGCUACAGAAAUGGCUACAUAUUGGUCAAGAGAAGAAGAACAGUAUAGCUCAAAAAAAUAUUCAUCAAUUCUUGUUCAAAAUGAUAAUGCAUUCGAAAUAUGAUGAAAAUAAAAGUAGAUUAAAAACCAGUGAAGAUGUUGCUGAAAUUCAUCCUGUUGGUGUGUUAAAACCACUAAUGAAGGAAGGCUUGGGAAAGGAAGAAACGAAUGAAAAUGAAAAGUAUAUUAGAGACACUGCAUUCACUCUCUUGGCUGCAGGAAAUGGAACAGUUAGUUCAGGUCUAAGUUGGUUCUUUUGGCUUGUUUCAACUCAUCCUAAUGUGGAAGCAAAACUUAUUCAAGAGAUCAAAGAUCAUUGUCUAACACAAGAGGAGAAUUUGAUCAAUAAUUUAAAUGUUGAAAACAUUGAUAAGCUGAUUUACCUUCAUGCAGCUAUAUGUGAAACCUUGAGACUUUAUCCUCCUAUACCAUUUGAUCACAAGUGUGCAGUUAAUUCUGAUAUACUACCUAGUGGACACCAUGUUGGUCCAAACACAAAGUUAAUAUACUCUUUGUAUGCAAUGGGAAGAAUGGAACAUGUAUGGGGUGGUGAUUGCUUGGAGUUUAAGCCUGAGAGAUGGAUAUCAGAUAAAGGACAAAUUAUACAUGUACCAUCUUACAAGUUCAUAGCAUUCAAUGCAGGUCCUAGAAGCUGUCUUGGGAAAGAUAUUAGCUUUAUUCAAAUGAAAAUGGUUGCAGCUUCUGUAUUAUGGAAGUUUCACAUACAUGUGGUGGAAGGUCAGUCUGUUACUCCUAGGGUUUCGAUUGUUCUUCGUGUGGAAGGCCUUAAGGUUAAUGUAAGUAAAAGGUUCAUUUGAUAUAAGUAUUAUAACCUUUGCGAAGUUAGGAACUUAUUUGUAUGUGUCUAUAUGCCCUAGUUAAAUAAGUGUGCCCGAUAGGACACCAUACACUUAUGAGGAAGAAGUAUUAAGUGAGUUAUAUUAGCAAUUAUGAAGUUAUUAUUUUAUUUUCUUUGUAAGUUAUGUUAUGUUAGAAGUAUUAGUGGAAGUUUGCAAAAUAACUACUAUGUUAUGUCGGAGGUGUGCAAAAUAAUUCUUUGAGGAGAGCAUUGCUAUGGAUUAUUGCUUGCAAUUUCCCUUUGCAAGUCAGUGAUAAAUUCAGUUUCAUUUUUUA